This is a messenger RNA of Fusarium keratoplasticum, 1179 nucleotides long. RefSeq lists its product as uncharacterized. NCBI's taxonomy places the organism in Eukaryota, Fungi, Ascomycota, Sordariomycetes, Hypocreales, Nectriaceae. The coding region runs from base 1 to 1179 and encodes 392 amino acids. The transcript has a single exon. The record is from RefSeq and is a predicted model, not a curated record.
AUGUGCACCGAACUCCCCUCCAAGCUCAAACACCCUCCUCUUACUCGCCUGUGCGACCUCGUCAUGCACCCUCUUGAUGCGUUCGCCAACAUCAUCCGUCACAUCAUUCAUUGCUUCAAGUCAAAGCGGGACAAGGCUCCUGUGGUUGAAGUGUCGAAUCAACCAUCAGUUUGUCACUCCAACUUCAGCGGGAGCGAGGAUGUUGCCGUCACCACAUAUGCGCUGCCAUCCCGCCAGGCUGCGACAUGUCUCACCUUGGACUGCACUCCACCAAGUGUCCUGGCCAGCUUUAUCAAGGCUUUGGGCUUGAUCAUCUGCCAAGUUUUCAUCUUGAGACUUCUCGCCAUCACCGUUCUUCUCCGCAAACUCCCUUUCUUCCAUCCCCUCCUCGUCUUCCUACCGAGGCUGGGCGAUUUUUCUCACGGUCAUUUCAAGACGUGCCCUCAGACUGGGCAGUCUUCAGCCCCCUCAUCACACUCACACCGCCGCCGCGACGAAAAGCGACAAGACAAGAAGGGCAAGCAACGCCAAAGGGGAGAUAGAAACGGAGACAAUCCCAACGAGGAAGGGAACGACGGCAGUAGGAAGCCAGACGGUCUUCGAUUCCCGCAGUUCGAUCCCGAGGUCAAGCUGUUUGACUGCCCUUUCCACAAGUACGACCCCGCCCGGUAUCAAAGCUGCAGGGGAUACUCGCGCCUCUGCGACCUUAAGCAGCACAUUGAGCGCCAGCACGUUCUAGGAGAAGGAAAAUACUAUUGUACAAGAUGCCGAAUCGAGUUCGUUCAAGGAAAUAACCCAGAGGCGUCACGGGAUCGUCAUAGAAGGGCCAGGGCCUGCCUGAUAGCGACCAUCGAGGAAGCUGGCGUGAUACUCCCCGAGGAGUACGAUUCUUGGAAAGAGGGUCUAAAACACAUAGGUCGUUCCGUCGACAAGUGGAACUACAUCUGGAGCAACAUCUUCCAUUCCGACCCGCCUUCGCCCCACGUUGAAGAUGUUGUCUCCGUGAUCGCGAAUGGCUACCGCAAUAGAGCCAUAGACCGGCUUCCAUGGACGAUGUACGAAAUCCUUGUCGAGCUUGGCUGUUAUCGAGAUAACGAACAGGCCUGUGCAGUUGCUCUGCGCAUCAUUGAUUGUAUUUUCGGUCCUCUCACGCUCGAUCCAGACCCCUCGUCGUCCUGA